CAAAAACAAAUUAUUGAAAUGGAAGCUGUUGUUAGAGAGAUUCCAGGAUAACUUAGAAAUUGGAACAUCAAAACGACAUUGUAUUGUAACUACUUCACAAUGUGUAUUUGAUUUUAAGGUUAAUGGUGAAAGAACAAUAAAAGCUCCAGACGUUGUUACGUUUACUAAUAAUAAAACAUAUGAUUAUAACAACGUCGAACCUAAAAAGGUCAACCCUUCUCUCUUGUUUUCGUUGUGGAUAUUACAAAAAGUCGGAUUUCGAUGUAUUAGAUUACAAAAUUCAAAAAUGGUUAUUUUGCACCAGAAUCGUACAACUUGGCUGGUUGACUGA
Molecule: messenger RNA, 331 nt
Organism: Entrophospora candida
Lineage: Eukaryota; Fungi; Glomeromycota; Glomeromycetes; Entrophosporales; Entrophosporaceae
Source: the annotation of a GenBank genome assembly